AGUGAAUGAUAUCUGACGAUGUCGUCCUCCUGCAGGACGGCAGAUAUGAACAGAAAAUUCAAGUCGACCGACGAAGGCUUGAGGCCAUGAUAACGGGUGUUCCCGCGACCGAAACAGGUUUCAUAUUUAUUAAUGCGGAGGACUUUUUCAAUAAGGUGAAACAAUAUUCUGGUGCAGAAGUUUGCUGGCCGUCGCAGUUAAAGAUCGGUGCGAAAACAAAGAAAGAUCCAUUCGUGAAAGUGAUUGGAACCAUAGAGCAGAUUGAUAAAGCGAAAAAAUACAUCAGCGCCACACUUCAGGUGAAGAAGGAAAGAGCUACACUGAAGAUGGACAUUCAUCACUCAAUCCACUCACAUAUCAUUGGCAAAGCUGGACGAGGCAUACAGCAAGUCAUGCGGGCAACCGGCUGCCACAUACACUUCCCAGACUCGAACAAAUACACAGACUCAGCCAACAAAAGCGAUCAAGUGUCCAUUUCGGGUCCUCCACAAAACAUCGAAAAUGCGAGGAAACAUCUUCGUGCUAUCUCCCCAUUGGUGCUGACUUUCGAUUUGCCAUGGGUAUUCCCUAAAGAACCAGAAGUGACACAAUUUCCCCCAGAGAUGAGUGUUAUGCUGACUUUUCGUGCCGUUACUCCAACAUUGUACUCCUGUGUGUUGCGUGCUAAUGCUGGUGACGAUCUCAUAAUUUUGCAAGCAAUCAGUGUUAUCAUGGCACAGUUUCACGUCCCGGAGGAAUUUCCGCUAACCGUGCGUACAACCUUCACUGUCAAAGAGGAAAUGCUGCAAUCAUUACGCAAAGGAGACGAAUCACAUAGGUUGAAUAGGCUUGCUCAGCGGUUUGGUGUACAUCUCCAACUUCCAGAAGCUUCUCAGCCAGUCCUCAUCUAUGGACCCUCCAGCGGUGUUCUUCUAGUGCGCAAAUUCAUAAUGGGUUUGUCACCAAUUGUCCUAUCGUUUGAUGUGCACAUGGGAGAGCUUCGCUCGGACAUUGAAAGUACACAGAAAGAAUUUGGUGUAAUGGUCUAUUCGAAAAAGAAAAACAACGCACACGAUUUAGUGGCAGUGUCAGUGCGGUCCACAGAAGAGAAUAUGCUGAAAGUUAUUCGCACGAGAGAGUAUCUGCUUGGAUUAACUUUAACAAAUUUUCUAGAAAAUGAGUAUACUGGACUAGAAACACCUCAAGCAUCUGAGGAAAAGCUCGUAAUGCCCAUGAACUCGCUCUUUGAUGCACUCCCUGAAACACCAAAAAGUCCAAACCCACUGGAUUCGCCGAUUGCUUCGUCCAUACUAAAAGGAGCUAAAGAGUAUAACAAGAAAAACGAUUUGUGGAACAAGACGGUUGCAGCGAGAGCAGAUCGGGAGCAGAUGCUACUGAAGGCUACACAAGCAGUUUUUGACGAUAAUGCGCUCACGAAGUCAGUUCCGAGGUACCCAACAGAUCUUUGGGCAGGCUACGGUUUUAGCUGCUCAUUGCCAGCUGACCUUUUGAAAGGGAUAUUGGAUAUAUCAGAAGAUAGUGAAGUUCCAGAGGGAAGACCGAUCUUAGGAAGAGAUGCUAAAACCCCUCCAAGAGGAUUGUGCGCAGUGCGCGAAGAAGAUGAGCUGUCCGAGUUUUCUGGGUCAUUCAGCAGCAACUCCAUGAAUUCUGCCAAUCGAGUAUUUGAAAGGAAGAAUCGAUCUGCGUUUUCCGCUUCCACUUCGAUAUUUGACUCAUCGCCUAUAGUUGCGGAAUUCACAUGGGACAUCCGAGUUUUUGUAGAUCCGGCAAUGGUACUUGCACAACUGGGUUGCAGCGAAUAUAUGACACAAUUACGAGAACAAGAGAUCGACAUGCACGCUUUCCUUCUUUUGGACGAGCAAAACCUUAAGGAUAUCGGCGUGUCCACGAUUGGUGCUCGUAAAAAGAUUCAUCAUGCUAUAAUCAAGCUUCGCGAAUCAGCACGCAUGCACGGUUAUGCCAUUUAAGCGCAAGGCAACUUUUUCCCAUUGCUUCACUAGCGCCUGUUUUCUCUCAUACAAUGUACAUAAGUAUGUUCCUUUUUUGUUUUCUCCUGUGGUUCCUGUCGUCUAGUUGAGUUACGAGUUAACAGAGUAAGUCAUGACUGUAAGGUGCUUGAUUCGUUUAUUCUUGCCAUAUAUUGCAUUUUCAAGGUACACUAAGUUAUGCAUUAUAAAUCAUUACGAGUUCUCUUUGCAGUUGAUGACAUUUUACAGUGGCGGUAAUGCAAAGAAAAGCUUAAAUCAGUUGGU
Molecule: messenger RNA, 2252 nt
Organism: Cylicocyclus nassatus
Lineage: Eukaryota; Metazoa; Nematoda; Chromadorea; Rhabditida; Strongylidae
Source: the annotation of a GenBank genome assembly